AUGAUCAGGGAUAUGGCUGAGGCUCUCACCCAGUGGGGACAGCUGAACCCUCCACAGGGAGAUGUGCCUGAGAAGCAUAGGAAUCUGGUCUUGCUGGGGCUUCCAAUUUCCAAGCCUGAUGUAAUCUCUCAGUUGGAGUCUGGGGAGAAGCUGGAGAGAGAAGCCUCAAAAGGCCCUAAUCCAGACUGGGAGAUAAAACCAGAAGGCAAGGAGUUAACUCGAGAACAGGAUGUUUCUGAAGAAAAGUCAUCCCCUGGGGUGUUAACUGAAAGAUUUCCAAAGGAAGGUGACAGUGGAUGUGAGGAUUCUCUUGAGAGUCAUCAGGAAAACCACGAGAAACAUUUAAUACAAGAAGUUGUCAGUCAGAAGAAAUCUGGAGAGAGAAGUUACCAGUGUGAUGAAUUUGGAAGAAAUUUUUGCCGGAGGUCAUUACCUGUUCAACAGCAAGGAGAAAGACUACGUAACUGUGAUUUGUUGAAAAAGAGCCUAAAACAAAAUUCAGAUCUAAUGAGGCAUAAGAGAAUUUGUGCAGGGAAAAAACCCUGGAAGUGUAAUGAGUGUGAGAAAGCCUUUAGUUACUACUCAGCUUUUGUUUUGCAUCAGAGAAUUCACACAGGAGAAAAGCCCUAUGAGUGUAAUGAGUGUGGCAAAGCUUUUAGCCAGAGCAUACACCUUACUCUCCACCAGAGGAUUCAUACCGGAGAAAAGCCCUACAAAUGUCACGAAUGUGGGAAAGCCUUUAGUCACCGCUCAGCCCUUAUUCGGCAUCACAUAAUUCACACUGGAGAGAAACCCUAUGAAUGCAAUGAAUGUGGGAAAGCCUUUAAUCAGAGCUCAUAUCUCACUCAACAUCAGCGAAUUCACACUGGGGAGAAACCUUAUGAGUGUAAUGAAUGUGGGAAGGCCUUUAGCCAAAGCACAUUUCUUACCCAGCAUCAGGUUAUUCACACUGGAGAGAAACCCUAUAAGUGUAAUGAAUGUGGAAAAGCUUUUAGUGAUCGUUCAGGUCUCAUCCAGCACCAGAGAACUCAUACUGGGGAAAGGCCUUAUGAGUGUAAUGAAUGUGGGAAAGCCUUUGGCUACUGUUCAGCCCUGACUCAACAUCAGAGAACUCACACAGGGGAGAAACCCUAUAAAUGCAAUGAUUGUGCCAAAGCCUUCAGUGACCGCUCAGCCCUCAUCCGUCACCAAAGAACACAUACUGGAGAGAAACCUUACAAGUGUAAUGAUUGUGGGAAAGCCUUCAGCCAGAGCUCAUCUCUCACAAAGCAUCAGAAAACUCACACUGGAGAAAAACCUUAUAUGUGUAAAGAAUGUGGAAAAGCCUUCAGCCAGAGUUCAUCCCUUUCUCAACAUCAGAAAACUCAUGCAGAAGGGAAAACCAAAGAAUAUGGAAAAGUUUUUAGUGAGCAUUCAGAAUUUGGCCAGCAAAAUAGAAUUCAUAAUGGUUAA
Molecule: messenger RNA, 1452 nt
Organism: Pipistrellus nathusii (Nathusius's pipistrelle)
Lineage: Eukaryota; Metazoa; Chordata; Mammalia; Chiroptera; Vespertilionidae
Source: the annotation of a GenBank genome assembly